Rhipicephalus microplus (southern cattle tick) is the source of this 411-nucleotide messenger RNA. RefSeq names its product ras-like GTP-binding protein rhoA. NCBI's taxonomy places the organism in Eukaryota, Metazoa, Arthropoda, Arachnida, Ixodida, Ixodidae. Gene Ontology annotation, molecular function: GTP binding. The record is from RefSeq and is a predicted model, not a curated record. Gene Ontology annotation, biological process: small GTPase-mediated signal transduction.
AUGGCGGCGAUGGGAACGAAACUCAGCGCGGUCCGUCAGCAAAAAUACAACACGCCUUCUUCUUGCCCUGGAGGAAACGGUGAGCUUUCAGAGGCCACCAUCUUCGAAAGCUAUGCUACGGCACUCAAAGCAGUGGUUGAAAUGGCCUCGUGGGGCACCAAGGGUCUGGAGCACAACGGCUGGUUACGGACUCUCUCGUGCCGUGACGUUAUCCUGAUGUGCUUCAGCAUAGACUCCCUGGAGAAACACCCAGAGUUCGCCAUACCAGAGGUGCGCCACUUCUGCCGCAGCGUGGCCAUCAUCCUGGCGACGAUCAAGAGCCUUCGAAGCCACCUGCUCACGCUGCUAUAUACAGCUACCACGAAGCCGAUGGACGCGGCACUUCAACUAGGGCGCAUCGUGGCGAUGUGA